CGGAAGAAGGGAGACAUAAGACAGAGAAAUAGAAAAGCAGAGCAAAAAUGGUCAACAUUUUCACAAUACACAACACCUUACUUGGCUUCGUUAUGAAGCUAGCAGGUAUGAGACCCCAAAGGGUGGAAAUCUCACCAGGAACCAUAAUAAACUUCUGGGUACCAACCCAAACUCAAACCCAAACCAAAACCCGAACCAACCUGAAGAAAAACGUGGUCUUUCUCCACGGUUUCGCGGGGAAUGGCAUAUUCACAUGGCAACUUCAAGUCUUGGCAUUAGCCAAAAAGUACUCAAUUUACGUCCCCGAUUUCCUCUUUUUCGGGGACUCCAUUACCGACCGCGCAGACCGGUCGCCGGAGUUCCAAGCCGAGUGCGUGGCCAAGGGGUUGAAGAAGCUCGGAGUUGAGACGUGCACGCUUGUCGGGUUGAGCUACGGAGGCAUGGUUGGGUUCAAGAUGGCUCAGUUGUUCCCGAACCUGGUCGAGUCAAUGGUGGUGAGUUGCUCGGUCAUGGCAUUGACCGAGUCGGUCAGCUCCGAGUCGCUUCGGAGGAUCGGGUUCGAGACAUGGUCGGAUUUUUUGCUUCCUGAGACAGUUGAGGGUGUAAAAGCCAUGUUUGAUGUUGGUAGCUACAAGCUUCCAAACGUCCCCGAUUGGCUCUUCAAACACUUUUUGGAGGUAAUGUUCAGCAACCGAAAGGAGAGGAAAGAGCUUCUAGAAGCCCUGGUUGUCUGCGACAAAGACUUUAAUGUUCCUCAAUAUCCACAGAGGGUUGGUCUUUUGUGGGGGCAAAAUGACAAGAUAUUCAACAUGGAAACUGCCAGCAAUUUGAAGAAGCAACUGGGAGAGAGAGCAACACUGGAAAGCAUAGAGAAGGCAGGUCAUCUUGUUCAGCUGGAGAGGCCCUGCGUUUAUAAUGAUCAUCUCAAGAAAAUUCUUUCCUCCUUGUUGGAAGACAAAUAG
Molecule: messenger RNA, 962 nt
Organism: Morus notabilis
Lineage: Eukaryota; Viridiplantae; Streptophyta; Magnoliopsida; Rosales; Moraceae
Product: epoxide hydrolase 4
Exons: 4
Coding region: 48-962 (304 amino acids)
Source: RefSeq, a predicted model, not a curated record